AUGGCCACAGGCGCUGGCGAGUGCCCCGGGAAGGCCAGCCAGUACCGGGUGGAUCACCUCCUCAGUGCGGUGGAGAGUGAGCUGCAGGCCGGCAGCGAGAAGGGCGACCCCACGGAGAGGGAACUGAGAGUCUCCCUGGAUGAGAGCGAGCUUUGGCACAGGUUUAAGGACCUUACAAAUGAAAUGAUAGUUACAAAGAAUGGCAGGCGCAUGUUUCCCGUGCUGAAAGUGAACGUGUCUGGAUUGGACCCGAACGCCAUGUAUUCUUUUUUGCUGGACUUUGUGUCUGCGGACAACCACAGAUGGAAAUAUGUCAACGGGGAGUGGGUCCCCGGAGGAAAGCCUGAACCUCAAACUCCCAGCUGCGUAUACAUCCAUCCGGACUCUCCAAACUUCGGAGCGCACUGGAUGAAAGCUCCCGUCUCCUUUAGUAAAGUCAAACUCACCAAUAAACUCAACGGAGGGGGUCAGAUAAUGUUAAAUUCCUUACACAAGUACGAGCCACGCAUCCAUAUAGUGCGCGUGGGAGGCCCAAGGAGAAUGAUCACCAGCCACUCUUUCCCAGAGACUCAGUUCAUUGCAGUAACAGCAUACCAGAAUGAAGAGAUAACUGCUCUUAAAAUAAAGUACAAUCCUUUUGCCAAGGCCUUCCUAGAUGCAAAGGAGAGAAGUGAUAACAAAGACACGAGAGAAGAUGCCAAUGAAAACCAACAAUCAACUUACUCUCAAUUAGGUGGCUGGUUUAUUCCUGGGACAGGCUCCCUCUGCCCUCCUGCCAGUCCUCAUAGCCAGUUUGGGAACCCCAUCUCGCUCUCGCCGUCCCAUGGCUGUGAGCGCUACUCUACCCUGCGGAGCCCCCGCUCUGCCCCCUACACCAGCCCGUACGCCCAUCGGACUAACUCGCCCACUGGUUACUCCGAUAACUCUUCAGCCUGUCUGUCGAUGUUCUCAAGCCACGAUAACUGGUCCAGUCUGCAGAUGCCAGCACACUCCAGCAUGAUGCCCAUGGCCCACAAUUCCACUUCUAAUGCCAAUGCUAGUCAGUACACCAGCCUGUGGUCUGUGAGUAACUCGCCCCUGACUGCUGUGUCCCAGAAUGGAGGGAUAAACAACAGCCUGAGCUCCCAGUUCCUUCGAGGGUCCAGCAGCCACUACCCAGGGUUGUCUCACUCAGUCACAGCGCCCUCCUCUGGCUCUCCCAUGUACGAUAGCAGCACAGCCACAGAAAUGCAUGACACAGCUCAGUACAACACCUCUCCACAGGGGCGGCUACCUUCAGCCUGGACCCCUGUUACGCCUCCGUCCCUCUGA
Molecule: messenger RNA, 1311 nt
Organism: Xiphias gladius (swordfish)
Lineage: Eukaryota; Metazoa; Chordata; Actinopteri; Istiophoriformes; Xiphiidae
Gene: tbxtb
Product: T-box transcription factor Tb
Exons: 8
Coding region: 1-1311 (436 amino acids)
Biological process (GO): somitogenesis; mesoderm formation; cell fate specification
Cellular component (GO): nucleus
Molecular function (GO): RNA polymerase II cis-regulatory region sequence-specific DNA binding; DNA-binding transcription factor activity, RNA polymerase II-specific
Source: RefSeq, a predicted model, not a curated record